UCACAGGAGAAUGACAAGCCCCUGACGGAGCUCAGAGCUUCAGUGUUAACUAACACGGGCUCGCCGUGGCUGAGCGGGGCAGGACUCAUUCCAGAACUAUUAAUAUAGCCCCUAUUUAUACUUGCGAGUCCCUGCAAGCAGCACAGCAGAGCUACAGCUGCAGAGCUAAAAUGGAAUCAAUGUCAGCCCCCAAGGAGAAAGUGAUUCUCUCGGCCAUUGUGAGGGGAAGGAGACAGUGAAAGGACAGAACGAGGGAGGUUUCAGACCUGAGAGUGGGGUGAGCUGCUCGCGGCACCCUGAGAUCCCAGCUGGCGGCAGAGUCAGCCGGAAACCUCCCUUCAGCCGGUAAGUCUGUGCUGAGGCUGCCAGAAACGCAGCAGAAACGCUGCCCAGCGUCAGCACAGCACCCACAGCGCCGGUGGAGACAAGGCGGGGACUGGAGCUGCUGCUGCACUCAUCCUGUAUCUGGUGUGACUCAGGACAAAGGAGCAGAAGCCUAAAAAGAGGUUUAGGGAGGGCUUUGAGUGCACUGUCUGCUGGGCUGGAGCCAUGAUGGAAAGCACAGGAGGGCCAUAUCUGAACACUGCUGCAGUGACAUCCCCUGUGGGAAUAGCUCGCUUGCUGCAGAUGAUGUUUGGAUGCACCACAUUCAGCCUGGUAGCCCACAAAGGUGGCUUCAGCGCCGCGUAUGGCACUUUCUGCAUGUUUGUCUGGACCUUCUGUUUCGCCAUCACCGUCUUCAUCAUCACCUGUGAAUUCACACACCUCCACAGCUGCCUCACCAUCUCCUGGGGAAACUUCACUGCUGCUUUCGCCAUGCUCGCCACGCUCAUGUCCGUCACGGCUGCGGUGAUCUACCCGCUCUACUUUGUCCAGCUUGACUGUUACCCCAUCAGCUGUGAGGUGAGAGACUUCCGCAUUGCUGCCAGCGUCUUUGCAGGCCUCCUGUUCCUUGUGUACGCUGCCGAGGUGUUCUUAACCCGGGCAAAACCAGGGCAAGUCACCAGCUACAUGGCCACGGUCUCUGGGCUCCUGAAAAUCGUGCAGGCCUUUGUGGCCUGCAUCAUCUUUGGGGCGCUGGUGAACGACAGCCAGUAUGGCAAAUACGUGGCGACGCAGUGGUGUGUGGCCGUCUACAGCUUCUGCUUCGUGGUGACGGUGGUGGUUGUGGCCUUCAGUGUUACAGGUAAGACCAGCUUGCUGUGGUUCCCCUUCGAGCGCUCCGUGGUCAUCUACACCCUGGCGGCCGUGCUGCUGUACGUGAGCGCAGCCGUCAUCUGGCCCGUGUUCUGCUUUGACAGCAAGUACGGCUCCGCGCAGCGCCCCGCCUCCUGCGCCAAGGGCCGGUGCCCAUGGGACAGCCAGCUGGUCAUUGCCAUCUUCACCUAUGUGAACCUGCUGCUCUACAUCGUGGACCUGGCGUAUUCCCAGCGCAUCCGCUUUGUCUCACACCUCUGAAGCGCGGCGCUGGUGCCGGCAGCAGCCAGGGGUGAGCAGGAGGUGGGCUGCAGGAGGAGGCGCUGAUCAGGCACAGGAGCCACAAACUGAACUUCAAGGUCAGGACUGACCUGGCCAGCAAAUGAAUGAGCUGUCACGGGUGGGCUGGGAAAAGCCCAUCUCCCCAUCACCCAGCAUCUGCCCAGCGCCUGGUGCCACAGCAAGGAAUGGCACAGCCCAAAGUAUGUGAAAUGGCCUUUUGCCUCCAGGCAGCAGAAAUGCCUCCUGCAGCAGCAGUGGGUCUGCAGGCUGCUGCAUCCCAGAGCCAAAUAUUAGGAAAGGCACCAAAGAUUUUGAAACUGUUACCAGCGCUUAACCGUAAUCAAGUGACUGUCCAGGAAGUGGGAAAGUUAAAAGUUGCAUCAAGGAACACCAGUUCUGGAGAUGAAAAACAAUCCCUCAGAGUUUGGGUUAGUCUGGGCUGUGUGGUGAGACAUGAAAUGAUUGCGAGUUUGGGAAAUUCCAGUCAGGAUGUUUCUGAGAACAUUGUAGCUGCAAUAGUGUUUUGAAGAUUGCCAGACCUUUCCUUUCCUCUGCUCUCCUCUGCUGUUUAGCACAGAAAAAGAAUAUCUUCAAGCAUGCACCUUGGGGGGGCUGGAGGGGGGAAACGCGGGAUAUUCCUAUUUAGCCAACACUGAGUCAUUAGAGAGAUUAAUGUUUGUGAAAUUUGGGCUCUGCUGCCAAGAAAUGGUGCAGAACAGAGCCAGGCUGCACAGUGUCCAUGUGUAUAUCGCAUCCCUGUUGAGGGUGGUACUGGGGGUACCUUGGCGCAUGCUCCCUCUGCUCAGCUGCCACCAUUCCUUUAUCCCCAUGGCACAAUCACAUUUUCUUUACUGGGAGCUUAAAGGCGAAUUCUGGGGGUGGGCAGGGGGAGAUGAAUGGAUCUCACAGUGCUGCAGGAAGAGCAAACCUGGGGGCGGCAGCUGGGAAGGGAGAGAACCUGGAUGCAACAGGAGCAAGUGGGGUUGCUCUUGGGCUGAUGAAGCUCUGGGGCUCCUCAACUCCUUGUGUCACCAAUGAGCAGCAUUUCUCCAACCCACCCCUGACAGAACACAGCUCUAAGCCCCAUGCUGCACAGUGCAGACCUUGAGCUUCAUUUCUGACCCAGCUAGAACCAGAGUGGUCCCAGUUCCUAUGCAGGCCUGGUUCAAGUUUCAUGUAGCUGCGUGUCAGAGCAAGCUUUAGUUCUUAACCAAGCUAAAAUAAAGCUGGAUGGCAGAUGGGUACCACACCUCCCGAGAUCUGUGUGCGUCAUCCUGCUCUCACACAGCUUUUCUUCCACCAGCGGUGCCCCUUCUGCUCCGUGCUGAAACCACAGCUCCGUUCAUUUUGCUGUAUGGAGCCUGAACACAGCCCCAGGAGUAUCCACACAAGACAGGCGAGGGCUCUGCCUGCUGCUGUCUGUAGCAGUCACUCAGGAGGAAGGCCGACAGCUUCCCUCAGAUCAGUGCCCUGCAUGGGGCUUGACAAGCAAAGGAAAAAUUUGGACAGGUUGUGCUGGGUAAUUCUGCCCCCAAUAAGAACCAUCCUGGAGCAGUGGGAAAUAUCCCCUGAAAAGGGUCAAGAAUCAGUAUCCAGAAUGAAGGGAAUGCACUAAAUGCCCUUUCAAGGGAGUUUUUCUCUUCUGUGAUCCCCAUUAAGGGCAGGAAGUCUGGAACAUAAUGGUCAGGGCACGACCCAAGACUAUGUACUGCAGAUAUGCACCAGGGUGUUAGAGAGCUUUAGCUUUUGCCACCAAAGCAAACGGGGGGCUGUACAAUUAGGAAAUGAUAGCUUGGGAAAAUGAAUCCCUCUGUACAGGAGGAGGCAGCUCCCAAAGAGCCACUGCCCACACCGGGAGCCUGGAGCAGUUACCAUGUAGUCGGUUGAAAAUACUUAUUUGUUAUUACUGCAGAGUGCUUGGAACCAGGCAGGUGAUUGCGGCUCCUGCGGCACUGCCAGUCCUUGGGGCAGCAGAGCCUGUGUGGAGCUCCUCAGCCGGCAACAUCUUUUCCAGCUGUGGAUUCACUUGCUUUUUGCUGUGAAGAUUCUAUGCCAAGUAGGGAUGACCAGCAGGGAUAUGACAGAAUCUACUAUUGACACAGGUUGAUGCGAAUUCCACGGUGCCGGGGACUUAAAGGUCCAAGAGAAACAGGGAAGUGGAGAAUGAUGGGGGUAAAAUUUAGUGUCUUCACAAUAAGGAGGAAAUAGAAUUUAACAUGGAAAUCAUGAUACCACUGACUGGAGGAGUGGAAAGACAAGUCAUUGCCAAGAACAGUGUGUUCAGAUUUAGCUUUCUCAUCUGCCAGCCAAAGGCUGAGCAAAAAAUGUUAGCAUGGUCAAAAUGGCAAAAAAAAUAAUUGUGUGGACAGCAAUCCACUCUCUUAGGAGAAAAAACUACCAAAAAAAUCAAAACCUCAUGCUCCAGUGGUUAAAACACUCACUAACCAUUGGAAACUAUGAGAUUACCCAACCCAGCACAGAGACAGCCGCUAUCUGCUUAAUGUGAUUUUCACAAUCAACCUUGUCACGAUUCAGUUCAUUAAAAAACCCUUUAUUUUCAGAGCUUCUCUUCUCCCUUAAC
This is a messenger RNA of Melopsittacus undulatus (budgerigar), 4060 nucleotides long. RefSeq names its product myeloid associated differentiation marker like 2 (gene MYADML2). NCBI's taxonomy places the organism in Eukaryota, Metazoa, Chordata, Aves, Psittaciformes, Psittaculidae. Gene Ontology annotation, cellular component: membrane. Bases 550 to 1458 code for a protein of 302 amino acids. The record is from RefSeq and is a predicted model, not a curated record. The transcript has a single exon.